Molecule: messenger RNA, 389 nt
Organism: Abrus precatorius (Indian licorice)
Lineage: Eukaryota; Viridiplantae; Streptophyta; Magnoliopsida; Fabales; Fabaceae
Product: non-specific lipid-transfer protein 2-like
Exons: 1
Coding region: 11-295 (94 amino acids)
Biological process (GO): lipid transport
Source: RefSeq, a predicted model, not a curated record
AGGUGUAGAGAUGAAGAAGGUGUUUGCAAUAGUAGUGUUGGUGGCACUGGUUUUUGUAGCAGUGGAGUUGAGUCCCAAGGUAGAGGGUGUGACAUGUAGUCCUGUGGAGUUGAGUCCAUGUCUUGGAGCAAUAACAUCAUCAUCUCCACCAUCAAGUACAUGUUGCCAAAAGGUGAGGGAGCAAAGGCCAUGCCUCUGUGGUUACCUCAAAAAUCCAAGUCUAAGGCAGUAUGUGAACUCUCCUGGUGCCAGAAGGGUCGCUAGCUCUUGUGGGGUUCCCUUCCCAACUUGUUAGUAACUUCAUCUGUUACAUAUUUUCUAUGUAUUGUAAUGUCUAAAUUAUAUAAGAACGAUAUCAUGAGUAUCCCAGUAAGAAAAUAAUGCUUUUC